AAGAAACAAUGAACAGCAAAAAAAGUAAGAAAAAGAAAAGUUAAAGUAUUCCCACCAGAGCUCCAAUUUUCCUUGUCAUCGCCUUGCUUUCCAUCUAAAAGCCAUUGGCCCCUUAUUCACGCCUUCUCUUGCCCUGGAGAAAACUCGAGUUCUGCUGAGACUCUGUUUGCACGUUCUUUUUCCCUUUAUCUUGUACUUGAAGACAGAAAACCAUGAAUCUAAGAUUAUUCACGAGUAAGUACAUGCUAUAGCGUCUUCAUGGCUGCUGUUGGGAACCCAAGAACUUGGAUUCCAUAUAUGAACAGCAAAGAUUGUUCCGAAGGAUUUUGCAGCUUGUACUGUCCACAGUGGUGUUAUAUAGUGUAUCCUCCUCCUCCACCCUUUGAGUACCCUGAUGAUGAUUCAGGCCCAAAUUUCUCUCCUCUUGUCAUUGCAAUCAUUGGGAUCUUAGCCACUGCUUUUCUUCUGGUGAGUUACUACACUCUAAUAUCCAAGUACUGUGGCCUCCGAGAGUCUCCACUCAGAGACCCAAAUGAUGAGUUGCAAGAGAAUCACAACCACAAUCAAAAUCACGAACCAUGCCAUGCUUCCACCACAGGCCUGGACGAGUCUCUAAUAAAAUCCAUUGCAGUUUUCAAGUACAAGAAAGGAUACAAUAGAGUCACUGAUUGUUCAGUUUGUCUGAGUGAGUUUCAAGAUAAUGAAAGUGUUAGACUCUUGCCGAAAUGCAGCCACGUUUUCCACCUUCCUUGCAUUGACACGUGGCUCAAGUCUCACUCCACAUGCCCCUUGUGUCGUGCUUGCAUAUUCACUUCCAAUGCCUCGGUUCCUGCCCCAGAGGUAGAGAAUGAAACUUCUUCUGAAAACGAGUUUGUGGUGGUGGUGGAAGAAGAAAGCAUGCAUCAUGCUAGAGCUUAUCCAAAGCCUGCAUUGCGUGCUUUUAGUGAUUUAAGCAGCUUUCAGGGCAGGCACAGGGUGAUUGAGAUUAGAGAUGGAGCGUGCGAAUCCUUUGGUAUGUCUGAGUCUAUGGACCAUUCGUUUCAAAGUGUUGCUCAUGUGUUGCAAUUGCAAAUGAAUCAAGUACAAGGGUGUUCUACUGAAGCUGGCCCAUCGAAGAGAUCACAAAGAGAGAAUAGCAAGUCGUCCAGAUACAAAACAAGGGUGUUGCAUUGUGUGUUGAGCCCAAUUGCAAUGAAGAGAUCGUUCUCCAGUGGAAGACUCUCGAUUACCAAAAGUGGCAGAGGAAGGCACGGAACGAUACCAAUCUCAGAAUUUGUUUUAUGUUAGUAAGAUGAGAUUGACCAGAUUUUUGUAUCUAUAAAUGUGAUUAAUCUGUUACUGUUAUGCUACAUGUGAUGACAGUAAUUGCUGGGGUUUCACAGUGUGUAUCUUUUCUUUUUUUGCUUGUAUUUUGGAUCAUGAAUUAACAAAUAACGAUUUUCGUUAAAGAUCAAAUGCCAUGUUUUCCUUUUCCCAUGGCCAAUUGGCUAUGAAUGGA
This is a messenger RNA of Cajanus cajan (pigeon pea), 1498 nucleotides long. Its product is annotated as E3 ubiquitin-protein ligase Os04g0590900. Gene Ontology annotation, molecular function: transferase activity. NCBI's taxonomy places the organism in Eukaryota, Viridiplantae, Streptophyta, Magnoliopsida, Fabales, Fabaceae. The record is from RefSeq and is a predicted model, not a curated record. Gene Ontology annotation, biological process: protein ubiquitination.